CUUUCACAGUUCAUUGUAGUUUUUGUUAAUAAAUAUUCCUUUUUCUGCACUUUAACCCUUGCAUGGUCUCACGCAAAAUAAUGCAGAAUCAAACAAAUUUACACAAAAAUGUCAAAAUUUACACAAAUAGAAAACUCUAAAUCAUCUAUUUAGACAAUUUAUCAGCAAAAUAAAUGGUUAGUUAAACUCAAAUUUUUCAAUGUAUCGUUACUGAAUUUCUUUGCAUGAUUUAUAGAUUUUGGUGUGGACUACGUCCAUCUUUAAUUCAAAGUCUAAACUUACAGUUUUUAGACAAGGGAGUUUUGUUUGAUCUUAAACUAGAUCAGAUCUAGAAGUGCAUCCUUAGUGUUUUCAUUAAGUCAUCAAGAGGUGGAAAAUGUAUGGACCAGCACAACUGCAGCUCCAAUUUGUCUUUGCGUGUGUGUUAAUACAGUAUCACAGCCUAGGUUAAUACAAAACAGUAACGCCCUGUUUUGUAUCACUGUGGAAUAGUGAGAAACGUCAUUUUGAUUCCCUUGUAUGUCUGGACAUGUAAGAGGAAUUGAUAAUAAAGCUGAUUGAAUUGAAUUGAAUAGAGGAUAAAUACGACUGUCCAUCUCUCACUUCUUCCUGUGAAUGUCAUUACUUGUUCUCUAGGCAGAGUCUCCCCGCAAAAACAGAAGGUGCAAUUCCUGUUUCUUCAUCUCAGAGCCAGGGUCUCAGACAUCACACUCAGCUGCAAAACCAGAAGCUCUGACCGCAAGUUUCUCAGAAUUGUUUCCGUUUUGUUGCUACAGACCUGAACACAUUUUUACCAAUUACUGUGGCUUCUAGAUAAUGGUGCAUGUUAGCCCAACUCAACACACUGUUGUGAUUAUCGGUUGUGAUUAUUGGUAAUGGUUAAGGUAUUUGUAAAGGUUUUUAGUAUUUUAAUUAAAUUUCUCAGUGUCAGUUAUCAUUAUGAAUUUUUCUCUGAAACAAUUCUUAUUAUUUAUUUUUCCAUUUUCUUCUCCGAAGAGUUUUUGCGGCGCUAGUGGCUCGUACUUUUUGCGACAGUAGGCAGACAGGAAAGAGAGCGAGGAGAGGGAGGAAGACAUUCUUAAGGUAACAUAAGAUGCUAAGUUAUAACUGCGCUGCAUGUUGCUUCUACUUACAGAACAGUCAUCAGCCAAAAAAUUACCGUAGGCGUGGAUGUUUAUGGAGGACUGCACUAUCAUUAACAUUCAUGAAAUGCAUUGACAUGUGUUCUUUUGACAGAGUUUACUGUAGCCCAACGUGACACCAAACAUAGACAUACUGUAUUUACAUAACAUUAAACAGAAGUGAAGUUAGCUUUCAGUUGUAGCUUCCAAUUCGGGAAACAGAAAAACAGGAUAUCCCAUCUCGUUCUUCACUACCUUGGGCAUCUUUAAUUUGCUCUAGUUUAAGUCAUUAGACUCUUCAAACAUGUACUGUCUGAUAUACACUAAAUGUAGAAUACCUAAAACCUUGCUUGUGAUUUUGAAACCUUUAUCUGAUUUGUGAGAGUUCAUGAAAGGACCAUGUUAGUGACUUCUGAAUUUCUCAACAUUUUUCAGAGUUUGCUGACAUGAGCAUUGUUAAAUUCUCCAACAUUAGUGGAAAUUCUUAAUUAAUAGAAACAUAGGCUACCACUUCCGAUUUCCCCAUGGAGAUUAAGAGAGAGGGAUGGAGAGAAAAAGAAAAAAGAAGAAAGAAAGAAACUUUUAUCAAACCCCUUUAUAAGAGUUUUUAACUGGUAAAAUUAAAUAUAUGGUCUUUACUGCUCAACAUUUACAAAUAACCACACAUUCCUAACAAAGUAAAAGGAUCCCUGAAAAAGUGUCAAUGAAAACACAAGAAACAGUUUCCUGAGAAAUUUACAUCCUAAAAACAGUGGUUAUAAAGCUUUCACAUUGGAGACCAAACCACUCUCACAGACUACACUGAAGUCUAUUGAUGAAGUUAAUGAUGAUACAACAUUAACUUUAUUGUAAGACCAAAUCAAUGCUAAUGCUUGCUCAUCCUCACAGCCUAACUGUAUGCUUCCCGUUAUUAUUUAGCUUGUUUCCAGAGAAAAAUGUAAUGCUCACAUACACACACAGGGCAGACACAUACCCACUUAAUGCAAGUAAAACUAAUGCUGCAGAGUGCUGCAGAAAACAAAGUCCCUCCCCUUGAUGUUAUGACUCGUUUAUACAGAGUAGUCAGUGAAUAGGAGGGAGUGAGAGAGUAGUGAAGAGUGGUGAUGUACCAGCUCUGGGUUUGAUGCAGAAGAUUGAACAGUUAGUGUCCCUCCAUGGGCUCUAAAUGUGGCAAGACAAAAGUUACACCUGUCUCAGCUGAACUACAUGUCUACUGGAAGAUGUUUUUGCUGAAGGAGAACACAAAAAGGAGAAAAGGGACUAAUUCACAUUUUAUUGCAAUCUGAGCAAAGAUAAGUUAGACAUUGUACGAUAAAAAAAGAUGACCUCUCCAGGUGUCAAGCCAAGGGAGCAUGUGGAUGUGGCAUACAUCUCCAUUGAGAUAGCCAUUUCUGUGGCCUCUGUCCUAGGGAAUGUAUUAAUUGUGCUUGUGGUGUAUGUGAACCAGACUCUCCGUGACACCACCUUUAGCUUUAUUGCAUCUCUGGCUGUGGCUGAUAUCGCUGUUGGAAGUUUGGUCAUCCCUCUGGCCAUUGUCAUCAGUCUGGGAUUCAGGACGCAGUUCUACACCUGCCUCAUCCUCUCCAGCCUGGUGCUGAUCAUAACUCAGAGCUCCAUUCUGUCCCUCCUGGCCAUAGCUGUCGACCGAUAUCUGCGCAUAAAAAUUCCCACAAGGUACGGCGACAUAGUGACCCAGGGGAGGGCGUACAUGGCAGUUUCUAUGUGUUGGAUCCUCUCCAUCCUCAGUGGAUUGGUUCCAUUGGUUGGCUGGAACAACCUGCACCACGGGAACUUCAGUAACUCCAAAGAGAUAGUUUGUGAGUUUAAAACUGUUAUUCGGAUGGACUACAUGGUGUACUUUAAUUUCUUUGUCUGUGUGGUGGUGCCACUGGUCUUGAUGAUCAUUCUGUAUGGGGAGAUCUUCAGAGUGAUCCGGCAGCAGCUCAACCGCCGUGCUGAGGCCACUUGUGAUGGAGAAAAGUACUACCGAAAGGAGCUGAGGCUGGCCAAGUCGCUGGUCUUGGUGGUUGUUCUUUUUGUAAUGUGCUGGAUGCCAAUACAUAUCAUGAAUUGCAUCGACUUUUUUUGCUCAGACUAUGACAUACCCAAGUUUGCUGUGUAUAUAGGAAUUUUUAUGUCUCAUGUAAACUCAGCACUUAACCCGAUGGUUUAUGCAUUCAGAAUGAAACGGUUCCGUCUUACUCUGAUCCAAAUAAUUCGCCGCUGCAUGUUAUGUAACUCAAUGGUGUCCACUCGAUGCCCUUCUACCGCAAUAGAAGGGAGUGAAAAUAUGACUGUGAACCUAUAGCAUAUAUUGAAGAACUUUAUUUGGCAACACUUUAUUUGACAGGUUGUGAAUAAGUCUGUCAUGACACCGUCAUAAACAUGACAU
This is a messenger RNA of Gambusia affinis (western mosquitofish), 3513 nucleotides long. Its product is annotated as adenosine receptor A1-like. Bases 2443 to 3429 code for a protein of 328 amino acids. Lineage: Eukaryota; Metazoa; Chordata; Actinopteri; Cyprinodontiformes; Poeciliidae. Gene Ontology annotation, biological process: G protein-coupled adenosine receptor signaling pathway. The record is from RefSeq and is a predicted model, not a curated record. Gene Ontology annotation, molecular function: G protein-coupled adenosine receptor activity. The transcript is spliced from 2 exons. Gene Ontology annotation, cellular component: dendrite; synapse; membrane.